This is a messenger RNA of Lynx canadensis (Canada lynx), 858 nucleotides long. RefSeq names its product dynactin subunit 6-like. Lineage: Eukaryota; Metazoa; Chordata; Mammalia; Carnivora; Felidae. Gene Ontology annotation, molecular function: dynein complex binding. Gene Ontology annotation, biological process: mitotic spindle organization. The record is from RefSeq and is a predicted model, not a curated record. Gene Ontology annotation, cellular component: dynactin complex.
AUGGUGGAGAAGGCUGAAAAGAGUGUAAAGGUUGCCUUUAGAGCAGUUGUGUGUGUAGAAAGUGAAAUGGGUGAUGUAACUAUAGGACCUAGGACAGUGAUCCACUCUAAAGCACAAAUUAUUGCAGAAGCCAGGCCAAUAGUUAUCGGUGAGGGUUACCUAAUAGAAGAACAGGUAGUGCUUAUCAUAAAUGCUCAACCUGAUAAUAUCACCCCUAAUGCUGAAGAUCUGGAACUAAAAUCUAUGAUCAUUGGCACUAAUAAUGUGUUUGAAAUUGGCUGUUAUUCCCAAGCCAUGAAAAUGGAAGAUAAUAAUGUUAUUGAAUCAAAAGCCAGUGUGGGCAGAAAGGUAAUAUUGAGAAGUGGUUGCAUCAUUGGGACUUGUUGCAACCUGAAUACAUUUGAGGUCAUCCUUGAGAAUACAGUGAUCUGUGGUGCAGAUUGCCUUCAUGGGGUGCAGACUGAGCAACCACAGCCCCAGAUACCACAGCUGGAUUUCCUGAAGAUAACCUUGCCAACCUACCACGACCUAAAGAAGACUAUGAAAGGAAGGUCAACACCAGUAAUGUGUGAGGACAACAUUUCUGCAGAUCAAAUAUCUAGGAAUGGCUCAGCUGGCAGUUCUGGCUCAGUGUGCCUCAUGAGGUUUCUUUCAAGAAGUCAGUCAGACCGGUGGUCAUCUGAGGACUUAAGUGGGGCUGGAUGGUCCACGUACAACAUGACUGCCUCACAGGGCUGUUGGCAGGAGGCCUCAGUUCCGUACCAGAACCAAAUACUGAUGAAAGCAGGGGAUCUGACUAUUGUGCUCUCAGCUGUACCCCCAAACCCUGAAAGACCUAUAGUAAAUGAUCAUCCAUAA